Messenger RNA from Guillardia theta CCMP2712, 706 nucleotides. RefSeq lists its product as hypothetical. The record is from RefSeq and is a predicted model, not a curated record. The annotation marks the transcript as partial. Lineage: Eukaryota; Cryptophyceae; Pyrenomonadales; Geminigeraceae. The transcript is spliced from 11 exons.
ACAGGGGCCGCCGCCAUGGCGUUCAGUUUGCGGGGAUGGCUUGCAACGAUGUUGCUGGGCACAUGCUGGAUAACAGGUUCCUCAGGCUUUGUUCCCAACUCUGCCAACCCUCUGCUGGUAGCACCAGCUCGAAAGAGCGGCAUAACAACAGGCUUCGCCUCCUUCGCUGUGAGCGACCUGUUUGCAAGGAAGAGCAAAAUGGCACCUCCCCUGUCUGUCAUGGCGGCCAAGAAGAAGUCUUCAAAGCCCAGAAAGAGCAAUGGUUCGAAUGGGGGGAACCCGCCCUCUCCAGUAGAAAAAAUGGAGGCGGCAAAGAUGGCGGCUUCUGCAGCGGAGCGACUAACGUUGUUGGAUGAUGAUGAUGAGGAGGAGGACGAAGAUGAGGAGGAGGAUGUUUCAGGUUGUAUUGAAGGAUCAGAAUGCGGAGGGAAGCAAAGAAAGAAUUUCCAAGUUCGACGAGCAAAUGAAAGAGGUUGUUGCAAAGCGAAAGUCGUCAGAAGAACUAGACGUCAGAGGAACGAGACUUCCGACAAACCCCAGCAGAAACGCGCAGAGCAACAAGCUUGACGAGCUCGACCAGAGGAUCAAGGCAGCUCUGAGGGAGCCGACGGAGAAGAAGAAGGAGACCAAGAUCAAGACCGAGACUGGAGAGGAGCUUUACCUCACUGAGUUUGCGCCUGGCGCGUCGAUUUCUCCCUUCGCCCUU